GCAGCGUGAAGCAGCCGCGAUGGCCGGGAGCGAGGCUGUGCUGAGACGGGUGAUUGAGGCGCUGGAGCUGCUACUGGGGACAGCCAAAGCUGCCGGGACAGAUUCAGGCCCUCUGCAGUCAACGAAGCAUGUCGAUUUGCUGGAAUCGUUGCGCUUUAAUGUAUCCAUUUUGGAAGAGAAGUUUGCCCAGGACCCGCAAUGGGAUGAACUGCAGAGGUUGAGAACUGAGGUCUCUAAGCAGGCUCAGUGCCUGGGGUCCUGCCCGGAUGUGCCUUGGAAUUUUACUUGCCAUGUCUUGCUCCUUUUGCUGUGUCUCAAGCAGUGCAUGGUUCUCUUAGCAACAACUUACUGUCCACCUCAGCCAAACCCCAAGACAGCUGAAGCUGCACCUCCUCUGAGUCCUGACACCCUCAGCAUUGCCCAGGAGAAAACUGUGCAGGUGGCCUUACAGUUUGUUGUGACCUUGGGCAUUUGCCCGUAUCUCUUUCCUGGCGUUGGGCUUCCCCUGAGAAGCAGGACAGAAUUCAGUGCCCUGGUUCAAGAAGUGGCUUCACCCAGAUGCAUUUCCAGUGCCACACGCCGGCUUUUUGUAACCUGCACUCUCCUAAUGGAGGUUGCUGAUCACACGUCCCUGAGCAGACUCAUUCUCACACGUCACUUGGGGGAUCUCCUGGCAGGGCUGUGCCAGCUCGGAUUCUGUCCAGCAAGAAGGAAGGAUGAAGAAGAAGCCAAGCCCUCAGAGGAGCAGAUGGGCCUUACAGAAGAGGAGCGAAGCAGCUGCAGGGAGGCAUUGCAAGGCCUUUUGAACAGAGUUUACCAGCCACUGGUGGUUCGAGAACUGCUGCUGCUGCAAGGUGGACCCAAACAGAGCUCUGGUUCCAGUGGACGCAGCAGUGAGCAUGGUCUGGCACCAGCCCCAGCCUGGCUCCGGCGUCUCUGUGGGCAGCUGCUCUCUGAGAGGCUGAUAAGACCGGGUGGUGUUCAGGCUGUGGUCUGUGGCAUCCUGGAGGGAGCAGGAGCUGGGGCUACAGGUGGCAGCAGUGCCGAAGCAGCAGCAGCAGCUGACUGGCGGAAGUGUGACGCUGUGGCCAGGAUCCUCUCCACUUGUCCUCAGCAGUCUCUGUCCCUGGAGGAUUAUUGCCAACAGGUGUGCCCACAGGUUCUGCAGCUGUUCCUCAUUCAGGAUAAGCUGACAGCCCAUCAGUUCCAGCGAGUUGCCACCACGACUGUCCUCUCCAUGGCAAGACAACACCCCCAGCAAGCCAAGAAGCACCUGCUGCGUCCCAUACUGGAGCCCCUCCUGCGCUGCUCAGAUGAUGUGACAGAAGUACCGCUGAAAGAGCUGCUGGCAGGGACUGUGUUGGUGAAAGAGGAGGAGCUCAGUGAGUGUGUGGAAAAUGUGCUUAAGGUGUACGUGGUUGGCAAUGAACCCACAGCUUUCCUAUUGGACUCCUUGCAGCCUGUGCUAGGAACCAUCUUCUCCCUCUGGUGUUUUACGAAGCAGAACGUGUCUUUCUUACGCACGCCAUGCCAAGAGAUCCUGUUAUGGUUCUUGGAGAAAUGCAAGAGGCAAAUUGCACUAUCCGUCCUGGAAGGAUUUGCAAGGCUUGGAGGAGCCACCCACCUGCUCCAUCCGUUCUGUCAGUUUCAGGCAGGCAGUGAAGGGGGCGCUGUAGUCACCAUCAAAGAGACUAUCAGCGAUGAAGAUGAGGCUCUCUACCAGAAGGUGUCCUUUGAGCAAUGGCAGCUGGAGCAGCUUGUGGAGCUGCUCUCUCGCUGCCAGAGCAGUGGCUUAGCCGGAGACUUCUUCCUCUGUUGCCUAAAGGAGCUGACACGCAUGGCUGGACAGGGUGCUUACAAAAUGGAUUCUGCCCCACUCUCCUCCUGCAACAGCCCUCUGGACCUGGAGCAGUGCUGCAGCCCUGGCCUUGAGCAGCAGGAGAGACAGCUGCAGGUGCUGCAGUUGGUUGGCAUGAUGUGCGAGAGGGUCUCUGAUGCGCUGUUCACAGACAUCUCACAGAUUGUGGAAUUCGUGGCAACAACUCUGCAGCGGGCUUGUGCAAGUCUCACUUGCAGCUCAGGGGGUAGCACUGUGGAGGCCCAGACACUGAGUAUGGCUAUGGGACUGGUAGCUGCCAUACUAGGAGGGGCAGUGCAGCUGAAACCGGCCGACUUUGCUUCCCUGAAGGGGCUGGUGCCCCUGCUGGAGGAUCUCUCCCACGUUCAUCCAGAGCCUGUCAUCCAGGAGCUUGCUGCUGACUUGCGUAUCACCAUCUGCACCCACGGAGCUUUUUCCACGGAGACAGUCAACUCUGCUGCGCAAAGUACCCUGGGCAAGAGUGAUGCAGGAGUGGCAGUCAAACCAAGAGCUCCCGUAAGACAAGGCCUCACCAAAAGGCCCCCUAGAGAGACCUCCAAGCCCGAGGCGGCUCUGCCACAGGACCACAUGGAGAGCAGCUCGGGCACAGACCCCAUUUCCAACCCGCCAAGAGGGCCUCUGACUGGGGAAUCUGUUGCAGAGCCAGGCUGUGGAUCUCAGGACCUGCAAGAACUUCUCUUAUCAGUUUAUGACCCAGACAUUCCAGCACAAGCAGCUGCCUUGCGUAGUCUUUCCCGCUUGAUAGAGCAGAGGGACUCUGAAGCCCUGAAGAUUCAAGAGAAGCUGCUGAAGGUUUUUUUGGAAAAUUUGGAGCAUGAGGAUUCCUUUGUUUAUCUUUCUGCUAUCCAAGGUGUUGUGCUGCUGUCGGAUGCAUUCCCAGAGCGAGUCCUUCCCUACCUGCUGGCCCAAUAUGGGAGCGCUCAUCCAGGCACACAGGAAGCACAGACGGUAGAGACCAGGAUGAAAGUGGGGGAGGCCCUGAUGCGCAUCACACGGGCACUAGGAGACAUGGCCUUCUCAUACCGAGACAACCUGAUCCACGCCUUUCUGCGAGGAGCAAGAGAUCUGGAUGGCACUCUUAGGGCAAGCAGCCUGUCCAAUCUGGGAGAGCUGUGCCAGAUACUUCAUUUUCAGCUGGGCUCUGUGGUCCAUGAGGUGACCUCAUGUCUGACAGCAAUAGCGAAGACCGAUGGUCAGGUUGAAGUGCGAAGAGCAGCCGUUCAUGUGGUGGUGCUUCUGCUGCGUGGCCUCAGCACGAGAGCGGUGGAGGUUCUCCAGGAUGCGCUGCUGGAACUCUACCAUCUGCUGAAGUUUGUGGUGCGCUGCGAACAGGAUGAGGUCACUGUACUUCAUGCACAGCUGGCCUUGGAGGAGCUGGAUGGCAUCAUGAGGGAGCUCCUGUUUCCCCGUCAAACUCUUGAGAAAAAGAUUGAGGUCCUUCCUUAGGGAAGCACAAGUGCCAGUGGAUCAGAGGACUCCUGCUACUGUGCAGCACAACCUCAGAACUGUAUCAGGAUCUCUCAGGGAAAUGGGGUUUGGGAGCCGACCAGCUGGGCUCUUGAACCCCUGUGGCCUCAGAAGUGCUAGUCUGCAAUGAGGGAGUGGCUGGUCCUUGAGCUGUGGCUCCUGAGAGCAGACUGGGCCAUUGCCUGCCUAGAACAUUGCUCCCAUGGGCAGAUUUUGCAGAAAUUUGACACUUAUUCAAGCAUGUCCCUUAGGAGGGAAGGACUGUCUUGGGACUGCUGCUGGGAUCAGUCAAUGCAAUAAAUUUCAUAGGGGAAAACUUU
Molecule: messenger RNA, 3666 nt
Organism: Podarcis raffonei (Aeolian wall lizard)
Lineage: Eukaryota; Metazoa; Chordata; Lepidosauria; Squamata; Lacertidae
Gene: TANGO6
Product: transport and golgi organization 6 homolog
Exons: 18
Coding region: 20-3325 (1101 amino acids)
Biological process (GO): protein secretion
Source: RefSeq, a predicted model, not a curated record